Molecule: messenger RNA, 615 nt
Organism: Mytilinidion resinicola
Lineage: Eukaryota; Fungi; Ascomycota; Dothideomycetes; Mytilinidiales; Mytilinidiaceae
Exons: 1
Coding region: 23-469 (148 amino acids)
Source: RefSeq, a predicted model, not a curated record
CUUUCAUGUUUCAUUUCAUACUAUGAACAUUCUUUUUUCUUCUUCCAAUGGCAACUCACGUCGUCUCUCUCAACGCAGCCUGCCGCCGCUACCGCCAUCGUCCCAGCAAGCAUCAGUAACGCCGAUUGAUAGCCCAGUUGUGGCCUCUCCAACAAAAUAUGUCGACAUACCAAAAUGGCCCAAGACGGCUCAAGGCAUCGAGCAUGCAGGCGUCUUUACAGUAUUCAGUCGCCUUGGCAAUGUUCUUACCAUUGUUGUUGCUUGUGCUUUUUUUACUUUUGGAGCGUUUGUGUUUAGGCACGAUAGAGUACCAACGUCCGACGUACCGCACCUAGGCCUAUUGCGAGAUGCUGCCCGAUAUGUUAGUUCACUUCUCCUAUAUGCUUUAUUGUUGCACUCCGUUUCUACUUCUUCGUCUUUCCAUGAAGUAUGUUCCUCUUCAGAUGAAACACCGUCCCGGCCACCCUAAACCUUACCUAUAUCGCAUGAGAUCGCCUGCUCCUCUUUCCUCAUUGGCGCCCAACAAUAAAAGCUCCUCACUUCUUAGCUUUGUGCCGCUUGUGAAUGCGCUGAUUGGCGUUUAGGGGCCAACUGUGUUCCCUAUCUUCAUAGAAG